Messenger RNA from Contarinia nasturtii (swede midge), 1677 nucleotides. RefSeq lists its product as uncharacterized. The record is from RefSeq and is a predicted model, not a curated record. Gene Ontology annotation, biological process: protein transport. The transcript is spliced from 4 exons. Gene Ontology annotation, cellular component: cytoplasm. Lineage: Eukaryota; Metazoa; Arthropoda; Insecta; Diptera; Cecidomyiidae. The coding region runs from base 142 to 1590 and encodes 482 amino acids.
AUAGCGACGGACACUCGGUCUCAGCUCCAGAGCAGUUGUUAAAUUAAUUUCUUUAUUAGUCGUUGGUCGCCUGUGAAUGGUUAAAGUUGUGAUUGCGAAUUGCGCAUUUAAUUUUUUUUUUUUUGUGAAUUGACAAUUGAAAUGAAAUUCCAAGAAAAAUCAACGAUUGAACAAGAAUCAACGAUGGAGUUAUCGGUCGAUCAAAAAACGGAUAAACUUAAAAUCGUAUUGGACCAUGCCAAUAAUACAUAUCAUUCAUCACACACAAUUCAUGGUACCAUAUUUUUCCCAGAGAAUUACACAGAAAUUCGUGGUGUAUUUUUCCACUUCAUUGGCACCAGCAGAGUUGGCUGGACCGAACUUUUAAUUCGCGAAUCGAAACCAGUUGAAGGCAAGAAAGAAACAUCCGAUUCCAGAUAUUAUGGAAGAGAAGAACACUUGGCUCCAGUUAAAUAUAUCAUCGGCUCAAAAGGCGGUGGCUUUUUCACGCCGGAAAGAAGCUAUCGAUUUUCAUUCGAAUUAAAAACGGAUUUACCAUCUACGUUUGCGAGUGACUGUGGUGAAAUCAAGUAUAAAAUGAAGUUUGUGGUUGACAAACGAUGGUUCAAUGAGAAGCAGAAAAUUCCAUUGCACAUUAUUCGAUCCGUAAAUUUGAAUUUUAUACCAGACACGCUGCAACCGUUUGAACUUCAAUUGACGAAAAAUUACGGAUAUCUAACCAGUUCAGGUCCAAUCAGUUUACAUGUUUCAAUACCAAAGCGUGGAUUUGUGCUCGGAGAUAAAAUUCUAAUUAAGGCAACAGUGUGCAAUUCCAGUAAAAUAAACGUUGAAAAAGUGAAAUACUACUUGAAUCAAAUCAUUGAAUACCAUAGCACUGCACCGAGUGAACGAAUUAAAACGGAAAACAAACGUUUGUUGAAGAAGGAAAUCGAUGGCAUUUGCAAACAAUCAGAAAUGGAAAAUGAUCUAGUCAUUGAUGUGCCGGAAAAUCUACCACCAACACAAGAUAAAUCGAUUAGCCGUUUAAUUUUGAUAAAAUAUGAAGUGAAAGUUGAGGCAAAAAUUGGCGGCAUCCAUAAAAGUCUAGUCAUCACAACUCCAAUCACCAUUGGCACAAUACCACAUACCAUCAAUAGCCGGCCACUCACCAUAUGCAAUGCACCAAAUUUACCAAACGAAACGCCAUUUAUUUUGGGUGCAAUGGGAACACAAGUAGAUGUUGGUUCAAUAUUCCCAAACCUAAGCCAAGAGAUGAAUUUAUCACAAAACCAAAAUUUACAAUUAAGCGAUAGAUCUUCAAUUCAGUUACGAAUGUAUCCAAGUCCGAUAAUUGGCUUUCUACCAAAUGAAUCAAUGGAGUCACAACUCAAUCGACUUUCACUUUUGUCACACAAUUCAUUCGCAAACAUACCAUAUCAACAACCAACCGCUCCGCCGCCGGACUUCAACGCAGGCUCGCCGAUUCGACCAGUUUCGCAAUUCAUUGUGAAUUCACCAGAUCGACCACCAUCGUAUCAACAAGCAUGCUUUCCAACACAAAUGAAUUAUGCAACCUCAUCUCCAUUACAAGAAACGUCGAAUAAAAUUUGAGAUGAAUACAAUAAAUAAUAAUCAAAAAUGAAAUAUUGCUGAUCAUGUUAAUGACAUUAAAAUACUGUUAUUUUUUACAUUGGAUAA